UGGUGUAGGAUGUGUGUGUGUGUGUGUGUGUGUGUGUGUGUGUGUUCCAAGUUAGAUAAUUACAUAACCUAACAGCCGCUUUGAUUUUCCCUUCAUGUUCAUUCAGCGCGAGUGAAUAAAUGCUGCAGCUCAGCCAUGUUUUACUGACUGUGAUACUCACUGGUAAUAAAAUAUGCAGAGUUUGUUGUUCUACCCACAAACGACAAAAAACUUCAAAUUAGGACGGUCCCAAAAUGUUUGUUUUUAACAUUGAUUUUGCAAACUAUCAUGUGGGAAAAUGAAAAAUUUUCUACAACUGAUCACCAAACCAUAUCUCCAUCUGUCCCUCUCUGUUCGACUUUAUCUUUUUUCAUACAAAUGCUUUGCUUCUGGUUAUUAUUUUAAUAAACUAAGGAUAUGCCCUUCUAGGAAGAUACAUGUAGGAAGAGAUUCCCUCCAUAAUUCUUGGCACCCUUCAUAAAAAUGAGCAAGAAUUAAUAUAUAAAAAGAAUGACAUGCAAAUGAUGGUUUGAGAUCAGAAAGACAGGAACAUUAUAUAGUUUUAUUUAAACAUGUAGCGUAGUUUACAAAAUGCUGGUUUCAAAAUGAUAAGAAUCUAUAAUCCAUUGUCUGAUUUGUGUAGAACAAUAAGCGUCUGUCUCUUUUUGUGCCCCAGAGAAACCGGACAUUGUUAAAGGCAACGGCAAACUUCCUGAGACCUGAGAGCAGAUGAAAAAUAUUAUAGGCUUUUCAAGAAUCACAGUUUGUUGCAUUUAUUUAAAAUAUUCAUUAGGGGUGUCAAUACAUUUGCCACAUAUUUUUUGAGAGAAAAUACUAUUAUUUUGAAAAAUAGUGAUUUUUGGUUAGAACAAAUGUGAAUUGUUCAUUUUUGCAAAUGAAUAGUGCCAAUCAUUCUAGAGGGCACUGUAUAUGAUGUGAAGUGUGUGUAUAUACUGUAGUGGCAUGCCUUCAUAAUUAAGUGCCUCCAAUAAGUCAUGAGAUCAAAUGAUAUUUAACAUGUCUAACUGAUGCACAACCUGAAGAUUGUAAUUUCACUCAAACUAAGAAGACCAUGGCCUGGACCAUGUUUCUCUAUAACAGUUUAGUAAUCUAAUAUGUGAAUGUGAAGAUGCAAGCAAGCAUAGCUCACCUCCUUCCAUAGUUUGAAGUUGUUUGCAUUCUUUAUUGUCUGAUUCUGAUAGUAGUCUGUGGAGGAUGUGAUUUAGCCUUCAGUGACUCUGCAGUUGUUGUUGUUUUUUUUUUGGCUACAGUUCCUGAAAACCUGCCAUUAUGUCUGUAAAUCAUUUCUGCAGGAUUCAGUGUCCUGAUUCAGUUUUGCUAUGACCUUCAUCAUACGCUUUGGUGUAUCUUGAGGCGUUUUUAAUUCACACGGACCAUGCAUGUCCAUUUCGACUCUCUAAUGCAAUGCAGGUUUGAAUUUAGCUAAACUUUUUAUCUAUUGAUUUGACACUAACACUAAAUAUUUUGUGUGUGUGUGUGAAAAUUUGGCGAUCUGUGUUGUAGUACAGUCUAAAGUGGGUAUACAGACUAGUCCCCUUACCUACUCACUGCUCCCUACCUUUAACUCAUCAAAUCCUGCUCAGUUUCACAUUCCUGACAUUGGCAGAUACAGAAGCUGGCUAUUGCUAGCUUGGUAAUUUCCUCUAGCUAGUCAACUGUACAUGGUAAUAUUCUGGUAGACAUGUAAAAAAAAAAAAAAUAGUUUUAUUAUAAUUUACAGUUAUUAAUAUAAUUUGUAGCGUUGUCUGUAUCAACAUUCACUUGAGUUUUCAUUCAUGGCAAACAUUUUUUUUAAAGUCUUGCUGCCCGGUAAAUUAUGAAUUAACACUAAAUAAAUUCAGUAUGUAGGUAACCACAAUGUUAGAAGUCUCAAUGUAUACUAACAGCCUCCAUAAAAAGUGAGUAUAUGGUGUAUACAUGUAUAUGGCUUUAACUACACCAAUUCAACGCACUAACAAGCCUCGCAAAACAAGUCAAAUUUUGAAGACAGGCUCCAACUUGGCGCAUAUUAUAUUUAUUCCAAAUCUCCCAGGAUGGGAAUCUUUGCACUUACAGUUAGAUUUACAUUUAUUUAAAUCAGAUAUAAUGGAUGCAUCUGCCACUUGGGUCAGUGGUCAUGCCUUUGCCCUAAUAGUCACCUGAGGAAGCUGAUGGCAUAUGGUGGGAGUUACAGUUGAGCUACUCUCCAUAUGCACCCUCACCCCCUUAGGCCUCUGUUUGGUGUCACUGUUCUUACUCUGCAGUCACAUAAUGGAUCAGCUGUUUAGUAAUUAUUUAGAUGGUGGUUGGUGUUGAAUCCAUAAGUUCAUGAUGAACCGCUUUGUUCAAUUUUUUUUUCUUUUUUCUUGUUUGCUUAGGAACAAGCAACUGCAAUAGCAACAAGUAACUCUUGUCCAUAACAUGACAAGCUGCUUUAUUUGUCUUAUUAUCUUCAAGAGCCAGAAGAGAGAGAGCAGUGAUAACAGGAACUUGUUUCAUGGACAUUCCACAACAUUAAAUGCAAAACUAUAAAUGGUUGUCGUGUCAAAUUUAUGAUUAAAAAUGUUUUAAUUUUUGGCAAAUUAUUGUGGUAUAAGUGAAAUGAAACAUGCUGUUAUUGUAAAAUAACUUCGCUGUGAUAAAGGCAUCUGCUUUGUGUUGGGGUGCAUCACGGCACAUUAUUUACCUAUAACAGCAUGCGUCAUUAUGUUUCAUUCCUUACAUAGGAAACUCAGGACUGUACAUUUAUACUUUUUCAAGGAGAGAGACAAAUCUCAAAUCAGAAAUACAGAAUAAUUAGUUAAAAUAACGUCGGAAUAGUCCAGUUUAACGGGAAAAGGGCACUCUGAGAACUUGCAGCACAUGCAUCCCUUUCUGUUAUGCCCAUUUACCAUUUAUUUACUUUGAGCAUAGAUGAGAGAGAGAUUAAAAUUCUUAUUCUGUUUAGUGAUGCUACCAAUGAUGCUUGAUGACACAUGACAGACACAAAGCCUAAUUAGCGUGUGAGUACUAUGUUUUAACCGUAUCUAAUUAAAAUUCUGCAGGCUGAAAAGAGGCUUAGCUUUUAUAAUGUCAUGAUGUGACCUCAUGCUGUUGGAUUAUGUGGUAACUUCAGAAAUAGGUUUUUAAAUGUGUGUGUGUGUGUGUUUGUUUUUUUUCCAGAUUGUGAAUAUUAUAAUUGAAGUACUAGUUUGAGGGUUUAGACUGAAUCGCAUUUGUACUGAAAAGCAGAUAUUACUUUAUCUAAUGGUGUUUUUUCACUAUUAAUAUCACAACAUACACAAACGGACAGUUUUUGUUCCUUGUGAUAAUGAUCCAUCUGUAAUACCCAACACACCUGAUGUAUUGUUGGUCUACAAUUGUUUUCUGAGUUUUGUCCUGAGGGUAUGCAAACUUUUAUACUUGACUGUACACUAUUUUACUUAGGCCUGCUUUUUUUUGUUUUUGUUUUUUUAACUAGGGACCUUCAGGAGGUCAUUAAUCACAUGAGCAUCUUAGUGUGUGUUUGUUUUAUAAAACAAACCUUGGAUGUCUAGGUGAGAUUGUUUGAACAGUUGUCUAAGCCUUAUAUAAAUAUAUUUGCAUGCUUUAACUUUUUAAUGAAUUAUAUGCUUUAUCUAGCAGUUUUUUUCUGAAGAGGUAUUCAUAGUGAGCUUUAUGUUAGUCUGCAGCUGAAAUCACUUCCUGUCUUUCAUAUCACGUACUCUGCCACUCUUAGUAAAGUAAAUAAUAAGGUAUUACUAAUCUUGAGAGCUUUGGCCUUUCUUGAAACUUAAUCGUUCAUAAGAUUACAUCAUGCAUCAGUCAGUUGGACUGCUGCCAUUCCCUUUGAACAUGUACAUUGUUUUAAGUCAUUUAUAACCAGUGUUGUUAAAUGGGAGACGCUGGUAUAUGAGUGUUCUUUAUGCUUUUGUAAAUAUAUUCAUGUACAGCCAGCGUGAUAGCGUCACAAACUGUGUUUAUUGUGGUGUGUCAGAAUUUGCAUCAGGCCAAUAGGGAACGACUCGCCACGUGGGCCUGUCUCUUUAACGUUGUUAAGGUGGGAGGAGCUUCCUGAGGAAACAGGUGUGUGUGUGUCGAUAGGGAUGAUGUCACUGUUUCUGGAUCACCUGGAAAAACUUGCAUUCAGGCUGCUGGCUAGCAACACACACACAUGACAGCUGUUCCGCACAGAUCACCUGCCAACCUGCUAUCUGCUCGAGUGUGAAUAUUCACACCCUGCUGAUAUGUUUACAAGUGAGGGAAAGACAAGAUACUGACCCCUUCUCUCACAAAAAUAUACUGGAAAUUCCAGCAGCUGUUUUGGAUUGUGACUGCCAAAGUGGAGAUUAGAACAAACCUGAGACCCACUGCACAAAAGUCUGUGAGAUUCCACAAACAAGGCCUCAGAUAUAGGGUGUGGAUGAGAGAGGUGUGAAAAGUAGAGGACGAGUGUGUAAGUCAGCCUGGGACAGCUCUAUUGAAAUUCAUGAUUUUUUUUUUUUUCCCCCACCUACCCCUUGGUGAUGAUUUAUAAGCCUGAAACUCAGAGCAAGCCAAGGAAUUAGGUCAUGCUAGCCCAUGAAAGAGCUCUUUUUGGACAUUUUAUUCUCGUCUUGUCUGUUUUGAGAGUAUGACCCUGUGGUUGGUGUUACUGGGACAGACUGGUUACUGAAAGCCAAUUCCACUAUGUCCUGGAAAAGGAACUACUUUGCGUCAGGCAGCAGUGGGCUGCAGGGCAUCUUUACCCCACGGACCAUGACCUCCAUCGCUCCGAGCAAAGGGCUCAGCAAUGAGCCAGGACAGAACAGCUGCUUCCUCAACAGCGCUCUUCAGGUCCUCUGGCACCUGGAUAUUUUCCGCAGAAGCUUCCGGCAGCUAACCACACACAAGUGCAUGGAGGACUCUUGCAUCUUCUGCGCUCUCAAGAGCAUCUUUGUGCAGUUUCAGUACAGCACGGAAAAGGUGUUGCCCUCUGACGCUCUGCGUACGGCUCUGGCCAAGACCUUUCAGGAUGAGCAGCGCUUCCAGCUGGGCAUCAUGGACGACGCUGCUGAGUGCUUUGAGAACAUCCUCAUGCGUAUCCACUUUCACAUCGCUGAUGAGAGCAAGGAGGACAUCUGUACGGCCAAACACUGCAUUCCACACCAGAAGUUUGCCAUGACGCUCUUCGAGCAGUGUGUGUGUGGGAGCUGUGGAGCAUCAUCAGAUCCUCUGCCCUUCAUUCAGAUGGUACAUUACAUCUCCACCACCUCUCUGUGUAACCAGGCUGUAAGGAUGUUGGAGUGCAGGGAGAAACCAACUCCUGACAUGUUUGGGGAACUGCUGAGAAACGCCAGCACUGUGGGAGACCUGCGCAACUGUCCUGGUAAUUGUGGAGAGAAGCUCCGUAUUCGUCGCGUGCUCAUGAACUCUCCUGAGAUCAUCACCAUCGGUCUGGUGUGGGACUCGGAAAACUCUGAUCUCGCCGAGGAUGUCAUCCACAGUCUGGGCACCAUCCUGCGUCUCGGAGACCUCUUCUCCAGGGUGACAGAGGAGAAGGCCAGGCAGGCAGAGCUCUACCUAGUGGGCAUGGUGUGUUACUACGGCAAACACUAUUCAACCUUCUUCUUCCAGACCAAGAUCCGGAAAUGGAUGUAUUUCGAUGAUGCACACGUUAAAGAGAUUGGGCCGAAAUGGCGGGAUGUGGUGUCUCGUUGUAUUAAGGGGCAUUACCAGCCGCUUCUGCUGCUCUACGCUGACCCCCGUGGCACACCCGUGUCUGUGCAGGACCUGACAUCUCGGCUGGACCUUCACCACUACACCAAAACCUACUACGACAGCGAGGACUCUGGUCGUGAGCCGUCCAUUUCGAGCGACACGCGAACAGACUCCUCGACAGACAGCUACAGCUAUAAACACUCUCACUCGCACCACGAGUCCAUGGCCUCACACUUCUCGUCAGACUCCCAGGGAACCAUCGUGUGCAACCCCAAAAACAACGCAUCGCACAGCAGUCUGGAUACGACGGGCCCUUUGACUGACGGCGAGCCUGCUCAGCGCCACACGCCUAGAAAAAGUGGGACCACAGAUAAGAAGAGCGGAGUCGUGGACAGGAAGAGGAGCGCCAGCCGACCCCGCCGGUUCGACGAGAGAAGUCGAACCUCAAAGACCGAUGAGGUGUCUUCUGCAGGAUACCACAGUGAGGGUGAGACCCUGAAAGAACAACAGGUCCCUCGUGGCACUCCUAAACCCUGCUCUAGCCGUCUGCGGGACUUUAAGGAGAGCAUGAGCAGCAUCAUUCUGAGCCGGCCGCUAUCCGCCGACAGCACAAGCAGCGAGUCCAGAUCCAGCUCCGGUGUAGGACGUUACAGGCCAGCCUGGAAACCACGCCGAGACACUCUCAACAUCGACAGCAUCUUCAGCAGAGAGAGACGCAAGCAGGCCGGCUACGCUCCGUUGGGCACCUUGUUGCCUGAGGAUCCCAGCCACCACAGGCCACUGACAGGCUCACUAGAUCAAAUGGGUUUUGGUGCCAGAUCUGCAUCUAGGACGCUACCAUCAACUCAAGGCAAGAGGAUGGAACCUUCUCGGCUCAUCCAGAGGAUGGAGAGUGGGUACGAAAGCAGUGAAAGGAACAGCAACAGUCCUGUGAGCCUGGACAUCCCCAUUAAUGACGGAGCUGUGAACGGAUCACACAGUGUAAAAGACGCGGCUCUAAUAAAGCAACCCUCCGGUAUCGGCACUACGUGGAAUGGUGUACAGAAGUCGAAAAGCAGCAGUUCCCUCUUGCAGGAUGUCAAAGCCUCCAUCAAAGGAACCAGUCAUACGAGUUUGGCCGCCGAGGGCCGAAGCGAGCUGGACGAGCUUCAGGAGGAGGUGGCGCGCAGGGCAAGAGAGCAGGAACUGCAGAGGAGGAAGGAGAAAGAGAAAGAAGCAGCCAUGGGCUUCAACCCCAAUCCUAGCAAGUUCAUGGACCUGGAUGAGCUGCAAAACCAGGGUAAAGGGGACGGCUUUGAGCGGUGUGUUCUGGACGCUGAAGCUCUGUUAGAUCAGUCUCUGAGACUGGAACAGGCAGGCGAGGUCGCUGCCGCACUGUCUGUGGUAAACGAAGCCAUGUCUAAACUCAGGCAUACCAUGCAUGAGGGCAGUGCUAACGGGCAGGGCAGGACAGUGGCUGAGGCCCGACUGCAAAAGUGUAUGAGGAGGGCGCGAGGCCUGCAGCAGCGCAUGCAGCAGCAGGAGCAGCAGCAACAGCAGCAGCAAGAGGAGAAGGAGGAGAGGGAGGAAGAGCAAAAGCUGCCUAUCAGUGAACAGCCUGUCAAGAUCCAAAUACUUCUGACAGAAGCUCAAGAGGAGGUUGUGGAUGCGCUCUCAGAAGCUUCCUUAGGCCCACCAUUAUCAUCCCAAAUUAUACCCCAUUCUCCUGCUCCAUCCACUCCUGAUCUCUCCCACUCCUACUUCAGAGAGAGCCUUGAACGUCCUUCAUCCAUCGAUAACAAACAGCAUCAAUACUCUCACUCAGACACUCAGGAGAAUUCCCCUACCUCUGCCCGCACAACCAGUAAACCCAGUGCCAGCUCUGCGUCCAUGUUCACAGCAAACGACGCUUCCCAGAUGCCAGCCAGAGACGGACCCGAAGCUCUCACACACGGGCACAAUCAUCACCCGCCUAUGUCCCGGAGCUUCAGUGUCCCUCGCUCUUCCUUUUCCUCUGAUCAGUACAGCUUAGAGGAGAAACCACAGUUGCUCCACUCACAACAGUCAUCACUCUUCAACCCUCCGCCAUCACAGCGCGCCGAUACCGCUCCACCAACGCCGAACUUCAUGUCAUCUUCCCCUUCAUCCCCCUGCCUCAUGCCACGCUCCACCUCGCCGGCCAGGCCCAUGCCUGUAGAGUGCUGGGCUGAAAACGUCACCAGAUACUACAACUCCCAAAAUGCUUCGCAGCCGUGUGGCUCGCCCUGUGAAGAGUUGUCUGAACUCGAAUCGCUCUACAGAGCCAGCUUGCGGGCUCCCAGCAAACCACGAGCCUCUUGUGGGCCCAGUCCAAAUCCCACUGGGAGACAAGGACCAGCUGCUGCACGCAGACUUGCAUCUGGACACUCAGGCUCGCUUGGCCGCUCCAAAACACCCACUGCUGAGAUCGAGAGGAGUGCCUACAGGACACCAGAAUACAUCAGUGCUCCUGCACACAGACCUGUUACUCCUACGGUGCGUGACGUACCAGCGGGUGAGGAUCAGAUGUACAGUGCUGAGAAUCUGCGUCGCAUCGCUCGCAGUCUGAGCGGCACCGUCAUCAGAGGACGAGCCGAAAACCUUGUUCCUUCUCGCAGCUUUGACUCUCCUGCUUCGAGAAUUGCUAAGCAUGUGGACCCUCGAUUGAACCCCCGCCACUCCAACACCUCCCUGCAUGCCGCACCCGUUGCCCACAAUCCUUCAGUUUUCACCCACCACCCUGAGCACCAGUACCUGCACCCACCUCAGCAGCAACCUCCCCCUCCAGCUACGUUGCAGCGGCCCACUCGAGGACACCCAGUGUCUGCAGGAGAUCCCCAAAAGGUCGACAGGUUUCUGGCUGUGCUUGACCGGGGCGAAGCUCUUGCCCAUGGCAGCUCCCACAGUGUGAUGAUGAGCUACGGCACUCUUCCUCGGGCGCCCCGGAAAUCGGCUCCUUCUGUGCCGCUUAUGCCUCAGGCCAGAGUCGGACUAGCUGCUCGCCCUGAGGCCUGGAACUACACAGAUCCCCGCUAUGCCACCCUGGCUCACUCUGGCCGCUCGGUACCUGCUAGCAGACCUGUGGACAUUUCUCAACACCAACUUCAACGUGCCAGCUUACCCAGACAGCAGUCUGUCCCCACUGCUCAGCCCACGCGUAUGGAUAUGCCACCAGAGGCAGACUGGAGGACUGCUACUUUCAGAACAGGUCACCCGGAUGGCCAGGCGUCCAGAACCCGACGUGCUUCCCAUGUGCAGCUGUGUUCCCUGUGCCAGCAGUCUCCAGCUGAGCCCAUGGGCACCUACUGCCAGGCCUGCAUUGCUUACAGAAAUCGCUACAGGCAGGCCAAUUAAGCAAAGUGGAGCACCACUUCAUGGAAAUGCCAGCUUCAUGUACAUGUACAUAAUUACAUCCCAUACAUACACACAUACACUUAUAUACACAUCUGCAUGACGACGAGUGAGAAUGAAGGAGAGUCAUACACCAGCCCACUUCUGUCUUUCACUUACUGCAUUUCUCUCCUUCACCUUGCCCUGUUGCUUGAGUCCUGCUUUCACAUACUUUUUUGCUGAUGAAGAAUGGCCUCUAACUGAAGGUGUGAUGCUUCACAUCUGCACUGUGCGCGUCCUGCCGGAUGAAGACUGUUUUAGACUCUGGAUUUAGACUUCUUGAUUGUGUUUUAUCGAAUUAACACAAUGGGAAGAACUUGAAUCCUUUCCUUGAGUGACCUGCCAAUGAGAUUGGUAUUUAACUACAGUGUUUUGGUAAAAGAGUGCAUUUUUUUAUGAGGCCACGAAGCACAAAUUCAAGACAAGACUGAGACAGAGCUUACUAUUUUUGAAUAACUGAACCAUAGAUAGCCUGGAUUAUAUAACUUGACAGUUCCUCGUUUUAUUAUAGAUUUCUCUAUAGCAUACUAGACUAAGCAGAGUGAAGUAAAUUAUAAGAAAAUGUUUAGAAACUAUUGUGUAAUGUGAACGAGGUAAUAGCAGUGGAGUAGAAAAAUGUGAUGAGAAGUGAAGAGAGAACAUUUUCAUGUGUUUUCUGUUCUAGUUUCAUGACAUGCCAAGUGGCUCACUGGAAAAACACACUCGACAUAAGUGGAUUGUCUGUUUCAGUGUAAAAAUACUCACACUUGUCACAUGAAUAAUUAUCGAAGGGUUUUACAGGGAAAGGCAUUAUAAAGAGUUUUAAAAUAAAUCUGAACUAUCAGUGUUACUCACGAACAUGCCAGGUACAGCAGUUCAGAAUAACACCUGAAGCUUUUUUUGUUCCGCAUUAAUGCUGAUGAAGGGUUAGGGCUUGUUAAAGGUUAAACAUACACUGCGUCUGGCAGGUAUUUAUUAUUGUAUUUAUAAAAAAAUUAAAAAAAACAACAAUUUGCAAUGUAACUGAAACCAAAACUGUGAAGUGAGCUGAGAAUUUUGCAUCAUUUAGAAGACCGAAUGCACAAAGCUAUACCUUGAACGCAGACCAAUUUACUCACAGCGGCAUCACGAUAUACAGCCAUGAGAUGCUUCUGAUUACUUCAGUAUUUAGGAUUUAAUCAUUUAGAUUUAGUCCAUUUGUGCAAGCGCAUGGCUUAAAUACCUUCAAUUAAAGGAGAAGUGUUUUUAGAGCCCUCUGCUGCCUGAGAAGUAGACCUACCUGACUUCCCUUUCUCUCCAGUUGACCCCGCCCCUUUUGUUGAAACUACACAUGCCUUGUGAGUUGCCUUUAAAGGAGAACGGGCCGAGCCGAGCAGGUCUGUACCGACUGCACCGGAAAAAUAAAGACAGAAACUAGCUCAAUCCAUUGCACUGUAAUUUCACGAUUCAUUCUUCUUCUUUUUUUUAAGGCACCUUUGAAAUUUUAGGUCAGGAGACACCCUUAAAUAUCUCAGACUGCACCUUCAAACAUGUUUAGGAGGGUUAAGGACAUUCCUCAGACCUAGAGGUAUAUAUUUCUCAAUUGUAAUAGAUACAGUGUGAUCAACAUAUCCGAUAUACAACAUACAAUUAAAGCCGAUAUUGGCUUAUUUAAUUUAGAGCUGAUCUGAUGCAAUGCGAUAUGACCUAGUGUGCAGUUUUGAUUUUAACUGAAAAGGUGCCGUGAAGUCAUGUGACAUCACAAUACACAUUCAGCCAAAGCCCUCUUCAAUUCACAUGCGUCGAACGCGAGUACAGCUAAAAGGUCUCAUUUACCAACAAACAUCACUGCGAAAUUUUUGCCCGCAACAAUCACAAACAAAAAACCCUCUGCGAAAUCCUGUACGGACCGAUUACUUUUUUUUUAAAUAGGAGUACAACAGUGAUGGAGUAGAUGCACACGUGCUAUCAGACUUUACUGAUAUACAGAUGCCCGUAUUGAUUCAUCUCACACACGGUUUUGCUUCGGUGCAGUGAAUCUUUACAACAUUACUCUAAACGUGUGGUGGUCUGGGAAAACCCAUCAGAUAUGGCGGAGGCUGAAUUCUGCCAGCCAAAAAGUGAUGGAAAUGUGAUGGAGUUUUUUUCUUUUUUAUUUCUUUACUCUGCAAAGAUCAUGUUGGGGAAGCCAGUUUAACAACAAAAAAGAAAGUCAGUCUACCUUAAGGUGUCUAAAGCCUUACUAGUUAAGUGUGAUUUCCACACACAGUGAGCAUUUACAUUACUUUAAUUCAUUUAGCAGACGCUUUUAUCCAAAGCGACUUACAAAUGAGGAAAUACAAGCAAUAUAUAUAUAUAUUUUAAUAAUGUGGGGCUGGCAUUUUAGGGUACAUCAGUUGUAUAGUUAUGUGCCGUAGCGAAACAGACAUGAACCUAAUCAAUUCAGUUUAAAUCAAUUCAGAUACUCGCUGCCAAAAUAUCCAUGAUGCUCCUGCACUGCGGUGAAUGAAACCUUUAAAUACAGUUUUCUUUUUCACGUUUGAAAGUAACCAGAUGUUAACUUUGCUCGUGCUUGAGAUAUGAUCAUAAGUGUCCAGAACUCUAUAUAGUAGAAAUGUCAUCAUGUCAAAUAAGUGUUUUCCCAGGCCACUGCCCAAAUAUUAUCCCAUCCAACUCAGUAUUUCAUCUUGUCCCAUAUCAGAACACAUUGCACUUAAAAGGCAUGUCGUGGUGGAUUUAGUGAGCUGUAACCACUAAAUGGAUGCUUUUAAAAGUUUUACAGUCAUGCUUAAAACCUGUGCAGCUACAGUUGCUACAAAAUGUAUAUGCAAUGUCGCAAGGCCUGUGUUCCUAUAACUUAAUGCCGUAUACUAGCCUGAGUUUUGUGAUUUUGCUUAACUAUGUUAACACUGGUUUAGUGCACUUCACAAGUGUUAAGUUAGAAAGUGUAACUCUGUUGUAAUGUACAUUUCCCAUAAUUCUGGGAUAUAUUUCAAUGUUUAUUAUGUGUAACUGCGUAAUCUAUAGAUCUAUAUCUGAAAUUUAGUCAUAUAUAGUUUUCUAUGCUGUACUGAUACUGAAUAUAUAAGUAUUUUCAUGAAGUACUGACCUCUAAAAGUGUAAUUAUGCACUUACUUACACGUAUAAGGCUGUGGAAAUGAAACUGGCACUUGACUUGUUUGGUUUCGUUCCUCACAGUCAGUGGGACAUGAGAGCAGAGAGACACAAACUUUUAUCAACCUGGGACUCCUGUUGGUUUUGGCACCAAAUCCUGCCUUUCUAUAGUUUUGCAGUGGUUCUUAAACUUUGUGCAGCCGGGGACCCCUUAAACUGUCAAAUAAAUUCCACACACCACUACAGUACAGAUUUAUUUCAUGAACAUAAUCCUCCUAUUUAAAUAUUAGGUUGAUUAUUAAUUACGUACAGUAAUAUUGUGACCAUUGUUUUUUUUGAAGCCUCAGGGCGAAUCUUCCACUGACAGAACACAUUACAGUCAAGCUGACAUUAUUUAUAGGCCAACUUUUUUUCGGCUUAUCGACCUAAGCGUGCGCAACCUGGUUGCAAAAAGACCUGAGUAGGUUAGCAAUCUGAUGCUACUUCUGUAUUUUUCUAAGCUAUAGUCUGAAUGAAAAAUCUAUCAAGAAUUUUAUCCAAAAUAUUAAUAAAAUAUUAUUCACUUAUUAUUAUGGAUUAGUGCUUAAAGACAGGGAGUGCUAUUCAGCUGAAGUAACAUUUUCCAAUGAUGUUAACUCUAGAAGAUUUUUAUGGCUUGGCCCUGUGUAAGUGGCCAAAUUAUGCUAAGCGGUGAUCAAGUCUUCAUUGGCUGGAUAGACUGUAUAUACAUAUCUCAUAGAAACACUGAGCGUUUGUACUAGAGAGAAAUGAACGUAGGUGUGCAGGUCUCUUGAGGGGAGGAUGUUGUGGCACAGAAAGCCACAGAGUUAGCUAGGAAAUGCAUCCAUUAUAGGCAUCUUCUCUGUAAGAACACGACCUAGCUAUCUAGCGUUAGCUAGCUAUUGAUGUAAAAUUUUAGGCGAGUUACUUUAGGCGGUUUGGGUAAGGAAUAUAAAUUGGGCGUGUUUGCUAACUAGCAAGUUAAGUCUGUUAAACCAUUUAUAGUUAGCAAGCCAACUUUACUGAUCUGGUAGAUAGAUACGUCGCUGAGAUGUAACGGGGCCAGCGAAGACAUGGAGCUCCUCAGACCAGUUAUCUCUGCUAAAUGCCUGUAACCACAACUGGCUUGGAAAGGUGUCAAGUUGGACAGGAUGGGGGGGGGUAAGACCCCAAAUGUGUUUGAAUGCUUUUACGAUUCUGACACCCAACAGCACAGCACGACAUUUUAGAAAACUAAUUCUGGCUUGCUCUUCCGCUAUGUUUUUGCAAUCAGGAGGCGUGGCUGACGUCAGUGUCCUGUCUGACUCAGGAAUCUACUGCUAUUAAUUCAAAUGACCAAUCAGACAGGUUAAUAACUAAGAAAUCAUUAAGUAGAAUAGCUCUUAUAAAGGUGGCUUAUAA
Molecule: messenger RNA, 13518 nt
Organism: Ictalurus furcatus (blue catfish)
Lineage: Eukaryota; Metazoa; Chordata; Actinopteri; Siluriformes; Ictaluridae
Gene: usp54a
Product: ubiquitin specific peptidase 54a
Exons: 22
Coding region: 4648-9009 (1453 amino acids)
Biological process (GO): protein deubiquitination
Molecular function (GO): cysteine-type deubiquitinase activity
Source: RefSeq, a predicted model, not a curated record